This is a messenger RNA of Lottia gigantea (owl limpet), 957 nucleotides long. RefSeq lists its product as hypothetical. The record is from RefSeq and is a predicted model, not a curated record. The coding region runs from base 150 to 620 and encodes 156 amino acids. NCBI's taxonomy places the organism in Eukaryota, Metazoa, Mollusca, Gastropoda, Lottiidae. The transcript is spliced from 6 exons.
UAAUGACAAUGUCAUCCAGACACGGACAAAGUUAUCUCCCUUGAAUAUGUUAUACGAAAAUAAACUUUAGCUAGCUCUAUCUCUCGCCAUCUUGGAAUUUCAACACGAAGUUGGAGAAGUGCCACUCUGAAUUACUAAAGACAAUUCGAAUGGCGGGCUUGCCGAGGAGAAUUUUAAAGGAAACACAGCGACUGAUCCAGGAACCAGUGCCUGGUAUUAGUGCGGUGCCUGAUGAAAAUAAUGGUAGAUAUUUCCAUGUUGUUAUAAAGGGACCAGCAGAGUCUCCAUACCAUUCAGGAAUGUUUCAAUUAGAAUUAUUUUUACCUGAAGAGUACCCAAUGUCUGCUCCCAAAGUCAGAUUUAUGACGAAGAUUUAUCAUCCCAAUAUAGAUAAACUUGGUAGAAUUUGUUUAGAUAUUCUUAAAGAAAAAUGGAGUCCGGCACUACAAAUCAGAACAGUACUUCUUUCCAUCCAGGCAUUAUUGAGUGCCCCCAACCCUGAUGACCCUUUAAGUAAUGAUGUAGCUGAACAGUGGAAGGCCAACGAACAGCUGGCAUUAGAAACAGCGAAAGAAUGGACUCAGAAGUAUGCUAAAGACAAAAAGAACAAUAUACAAUGAUAAAAUGAACUUAGAGAAAGAAAUACAAUCAAGAUAUGAUUUAAGAUGAUGUAUAAUAUUCAAAGACAAUUUUAGAAUUUAAGUCACAAGACGACAACAUGUUUGUUGCUGUAAGCCUGAUGACAUCGCUAUGAAUUUCAACAUUCAAUAACUACGGCUCAAAAAUGGAAACAAACCUUGUCAAGAUGGCUUUUAUUAUGUGUGUCUCCAGUUUAUUGUGAUCCAUCAAGACUUGUACAGAAUCCAUUGUCCCCCUUGAUCCACAGUGAUCCACUUUUUCACAUGAAAAUUAUUUAAAGGGAUUGUAAAGAGGUUGUUUAAAUUUUUUAUGUGUAUC